Paramecium octaurelia is the source of this 1522-nucleotide messenger RNA. Lineage: Eukaryota; Ciliophora; Oligohymenophorea; Peniculida; Parameciidae. The record is from the annotation of a GenBank genome assembly.
UAUGAGUCAACAAUUUAAUGUUCCAAAAGAGACUAUGGAUUUUUUCUUAGAUAUGUAGUUUAAACAAGAGGACAUUCAAAAAUGUUGGGAGUCAUCCGGUAGGGAUGCAGAUAAAAUGCUAGAUUUACUUUAUCAGAUGAAGGAGGAACAGCCUCAAUAUGUAAAAAUAUUCAUUAAAUAGGGAUAGGAUAUUUUUGAAGCUAGUUAUUUAGACAAGCGCGUGUCAAAAACCAUACUAUAAGUAAUCUAGAGAAAACCCAGAGUGGCUAAUACAUUUGUAGGAAUUGAAAAUCUAGGGAGUGAUAGUAUUAUAAACAUCAUGCUGCAAUUACUUCAUUAAACUCCUUAACUUUAUUAGUUUAUACUAAGAAUUCAAAGCAAUAGUUAGAAUGUAAAAUGUAUUAAGCUUAUUUAGAAAUAAGGAUAAUUCUUAAGAUGUAUUUAAUUGUUGUUGACGGAAUUGUCAGCAUCUAAUUCCAGUUUUAUCAGCUCGAGACGAUUUUUAACUGCUAAUAUUUGGAGUGAUAAGGAGAAGGAAUAUUUGGAGGUUGAGAAAGAACCUAUAAUGAUAUUUUUCAAUCUCUUAUCAAAAAUUGAUCAAUCCUAUCGAGAAUUAGAUAACAGUCAGCAAGGAAGAAAUGAUAAUGUUUAAAUGAGCGAAUUAUUUUAAUAUACAAUUCAAAAGAACUUGAAAUAUGAAAAAGAAUUUUUUUUUGUUUCAGAUAUGAAGGAAAAUAGUGUUUAUAGUUUCUUAUACGAUUAAUUCAAAUAAAAGGUUUCUGUAUUGCCAUAGAUUAUAGCCAUUUAAAUUAAACGAAAUCAGUAGAAUAAUAUUAGUAAUAUUACCAUUUUAAACUUAGGACUUGAUAAGACGUUCGAAAUUACUUAAGUUCUCGAGCUUGAUUUCAUGAAACCCAAUUAUAAUGGAUCAUAAGAAAUUAAUUAAGUUUAUUAAUUAGGUGAUUUAGAAAAUUUGCAAAAAGCUAUAAGUAACUUCACUUUUGUUACUGAAAUGUUGAAAGAAGAAGGAAACCAAUAAGAUUUCAUUAAAAUAUUAUAAUCAAAAUAACAAACCUUAGAGAAAUAAAAAAAUAAACAUCUUGAAAAUAUUUAAAGGUAAAAAGAAAUAUUAUAAACUUCAUAUAAUAACAAUGAUAAUAAGUAUGUAGUUCACUCAAUCACAAUUCAAAAAGGUUAAUCAUAUAGUAAUUCUUCAACACUGUAUGUCUAGUAUUUUAAAUUCAAAAAAUGGUUGAAGUUCUCUAAUAGCACAUGUUAAGUUGUUGAAGACGAAGAAGUUACCACUAGUUCCUAAAAGUAUGCUAUAUUUGCCACCUAUAUUAAUGCAACUACAGUGCCCUAAUACAUAAAACAUUAAGAGAAUUUAAUUGAAAUUGGUAAUUUGGUAUCAGGAAGAGCUAAUUAUGAUAUAACUUAAAAUCAAUAUCUAAGAAGCAUAAUACCAAGAGAUGUCUUAUCUGAGGCUCAUUAAAUUAAUUUAGAAAACAGAUAGUAAUUUUGA